Danio rerio (zebrafish) is the source of this 1431-nucleotide messenger RNA. The record is from RefSeq and is a predicted model, not a curated record. Lineage: Eukaryota; Metazoa; Chordata; Actinopteri; Cypriniformes; Danionidae.
AUUGGUCUGUCGAGUACAGUUGUUUUGAGUUAGAAUGCCAAAUGUUCUCCUCCUGUUCAAAUUUUACUUUGAAGUGUGCAUACAACAUAAUUGCCCACCGGCUAUCAUAGUUGCCGCAUAUUCAAAUACUAUUUUCUAGCAACAAAAAAAAUUCAAACCUGGGGAGAAUAAAUACAAAACAUGUUUAUAUGGGAUACUGUUAACAAGCAUGCAUGAAACCAUUUAGAAAAAUUUGGGCACAAAUGGGUUAACAUCUCUCGAAAACUCUGUUCAUUUCCACCCACUAAAGCUUUGAUGAACUGAAGUCAUUGACCUUACAGUCAAAGUUUCAGCAAUAAAGUUGAUCUACAACAUUGUUCAGAUCAGUUUUCCUAAUUAUAUGCAAUAUGUUUCAGAAUUUCUUUGGACUUUUUUUUCUUUCUGCACUUGCACAGCUUAUCAGUUUCUCAGGUACACUUGCUGAAUGUCCUCUUCCGAUCAGCCCACAGAGUGUUGUUGUGAAGUUCGGCGAUUCUGUUUCAGUAAACUGCAGCUCUUCUGUCACACAUAUGGGGAUGGGAUGGGAAUCCACUGUGGGAGGAGUGCACCUGUCCACUGCCAGUCUGAUUACAUGGAGAGUGUCAGAGCUGACAGACUGGGACAUAUAUACACCAUUCUGCUACAUAAACUAUGACAAACAACAGUGUGUAGUAGCUCUCCCAGUCACCGUUUACAAGACUCCAGACAGUGUUUCCAUCAGCACUGUGAAUCUAACAAUGAUAGAGGGAAACCUGUAUGAGCUCCUGUGUGACGUUCACAAUGUGGCUCCUGUUCAAAAACUCACUGUCAACUGGUACAAAGGAGAAACUCUGGUGGAUCAAACCAACUUCACUGACACCACCAAGAGUCCAGUCAAUAAAACAUCUAAACUCCUGAUCCGUCCAGACAGAGCUGAUGAUGGAGCUCAGUACAGGUGUGAAGCAGAGCUGAACUUGGGAGACGAAGGACCUCAACAUCCUCCUACAGUUACAUCAAAGUCUUUCAGCAUUAAAGUUCACUAUAAACCAAAACACUCCAGGUCCACAGAGAAGAUCAGUCAGAGUGAUGAUGUCUCUUUAAACUGUACAGUGAAGGCAAACCCGGCGGCUGUGUACACAUGGCACUCGAAGCAUCUGAUAGAGAAGAUCAGCUCCUCAGUGAUCCAGUCCUCCACACUCAGUCCAGGAAACUACACCUGCACCGCUGCAAACUAUCUGGGAGAAGACAGCAAAGUGUUCAUCGUAUGAUCUACAUGCUCUUGCCUUCUGGUGGUUCCAUCCACGUUUGUCUCGUAGGAGAGAAUAAGUCGCUGAAUUUAAUUUCAUUUUCUCCAGUCUUGGUGUCACCGACUCGGUCUCAGUCAUUCCCCGUGCAGGCCAGCAGAGGUCAUCAUCAUCGGACUUUUGACAUUAC